UUACUGUGGGGGACCAGAUUCAAUGACCGCUUGAGACCCAUUCUAACACUACAUUUCUAUGAUUAACAUACUCAUGAUAACGGAAAAUGAUGACUCCUGGAUAAAGCCACUGAACAUAUGAAAUCACAACAGUCAAUAGAGAGUUAGGUCUGAUGAAACCUGCUGCUCACAUAGGUUUCACCAUCAUAUGAGUAUGCUCCUAGCACAGUAGCCCUCCAAGGUAGGGCCUGUUGUUUUGGCCACAAUGAAAUAUGACACUACUCUAAAUGGUAGACCACGAUAGCUGUGAUCUGUCACAUUUGCAGUUUGCCCCUCCACCAUCACCACCUGAUAGUGCCUGUAGCAAUACAGUACAACAUGUGAGGGUCUUCACACUCUUGGCUCAUAUUCAGCUUGCAGUCCACUCUGAUAUCCAGAUCCCGUUCCACAGUACUCCUUCCUAGGCAACCAUUUCCCAAUUUGUAUAUGUGCAGCUAACUGUUCCUUCCUAAGUGGAGUACUUUGCAUUUGUCUUUAUUGAAUCUCAUCCUAUUUACCACCAUUUCUCCAGUUGUCCAAAUCAUUUUGGCACAUGCAGUGUGGGGACCUACCCGCAUUACAGUUCACACUGCCUAGUUGCUAAUCCUCUAAGAUGGGUUCUGUAUCACCAGGAACUACAUAUUAUGCCUUGGGAUUAAAUUUGUCCACCCAAAAUUGGCAAUACUAGCACCGAAGGCUGGGCUCUGUCCCUGCUUCAGGCUGAGUGCCCUUGGCAAUGCAGCCUGGCAUGCUGUCUCUUGUGUGGAUUGCACCGCCUCUGGUGAUGCAGACCAGCAUCCAUGGACCACACCCUCCACAGAUUGCCCCGCGCCCCAGACGAGCAAUGGCAAGGUGCAUGGCUGUAGGUUUCCCAUAACUUCCUCCAGGGUUCACUUCUGCUUGCCUCUACUCCUGGGCGUAAGGCUGUCCCUCAAAACGCCUGUCUGUAAUGCCAAAGUCCUUCGAGGGAGGCUGCAUUUUUUUAAUGCAGGAAUGUGCAUCAUGGAGCCGCAAAACUGCAGCUUGUGAAAAUAGCUCACGUCGCUUUGGUCUUUGGGGGGGAAAAAAAUCAGGCGCUUGGCGUGGUCAGCCGCUCAGAGCUCGCGAGGACCUCGCCGCGCCAGGGCAGGAUGGCAGCGCGGCGCGUGUUGAAAGCAGUCUUGGUUGAUCUCAGUGGCACACUUCACAUUGAGGACUCAGCUGUGCCGGGUUCUCAGGAAGCUCUUAAAAGAUUGCGCAGUGCUCCAGUUGCCAUUAGAUUUGUAACCAAUACAACCAAAGAGAGCAAGAGAGACCUUCUGGAGAGGCUGAGAAAACUGGAAUUUGACAUAGCAGAAGAUGAGAUCUUCACAUCUCUGACUGCAGCCAGAAACCUCUUGGAGCAAAAGCAGGUCCGGCCCUUGCUGCUGGUAGAUGACAAUGCUUUGCAUGAUUUCAGAGGGAUACCUACAAAUGAUCCCAAUGCCGUGGUGAUAGGACUAGCUCCUGAACACUCGAACUAUCAGAUGAUGAAUGAAGCAUUUCGGUUGAUCCUUGAUGGUGCCCCUCUUAUAGCUAUACAUAAAGCUAGAUAUUAUAAGCGGAAAGAUGGCUUAGCUCUGGGCCCUGGACCUUUUGUUACUGGAUUGGAAUAUGCUACCGACACCAAAGCAACAGUGGUGGGGAAACCAGAGACAACCUUCUUCCUAGAAGCCUUACGGGGGAUUGGCUGCAAGCCGGAGGAGACUGUUAUGAUUGGCGAUGAUUGUAGGGAUGAUGUUGGUGGAGCCCAGAAUGCUGGCAUGUUAGGUAUUUUAGUAAAGACUGGUAAAUAUCGAGCAGCAGAUGAAGACAAAAUUAAACCAGCUCCUUACCUAACCUGUGAGAGUUUCCCACAAGCAGUAGACCAUAUCCUACAACAUCUGCUAUGAGAGAAGCAUUUAGUUUGGAGAAACUUGACUCUGUCUUGACAUUAUUGCCUCUUUCCUCCUCACAAAAUAAAACUCAAAGCACUAUGUGCAAUCAGGCCAUGAACAUGUCUCGCUGCAAAGCACUGAAAGGAAAUGAUACUAAUAUGCAACCCAGUGGCAAAGCAUUGGUAAAACUCUCCUGCUGUCCUGAAGAUGGAACACAGUGUGGAAAAGAGGUCUCAGGUAUGCAUCAGGUCAGAUGGCAGGAGGAAGGAAACCAACCAACAGAAAAAAUAAUUUGCUUUCUUGUAUUAUGCAAGGAUAUGAGGGAAGUUCACAUAGAGUCUUUGUUUUUGACUAUUUAAAAGUAACUGUUUAAAAAGUCCAUCAGAAAUGUACAAGAUAGUAACCAUCAACAAAGCAUAAUAGCCUUUUUUAGCCUAAAUGAUAUGUCUGUAUGUUUGUUUUAGUUACCAUGUGUCUUCUCUCUGCUGUGAUAUGACUAAUUUAAAUGUCGAGAUGAUACACAUUAGGAAUGACUUACAGUUUAGGGUAGUAUCAUUAUUAAUAGCCAUCCCUGCUGAUUUCUCUCCCUCAUUUCAACCAGGUAACAAUUGUUUGAAUUUUAUAUAAAAUUUGAAAAAAACAAACUAUCAGUAUUUUACAGAUGUUUUAAUUAGAUACCGUUAUUAACAGGAAUGGUGUAGAAACAAAAAUAUGGUCCUUAAUGGCUUUAUAGGUCAUGAAUUUUUGAAGUUAGACUUCAGCAGGGUCCUAUUAACUGUGCAGUUGUAAGGUUUUUUUUUUCCUUUUUAAUGCUAUGAGAAAAAUCCUUCAAAACCCAUGGGACCGCUUCAAGCUUUUAAGCACUUGGUUAAUACAGCUGUAAAAUGAAAUCUCAUUCUGUAGCAUGCAUUGUUCUUUCUGCAUGUGUGAAAUCCACCAAAAUGAACUAACUUUGUAAUGAUGGUAAAUGGCUUUCCUGGUCCAUUUGCAAGCUGUAAUAAUCAAAGUCCUUUCCAGUUGUUUUACAGUGCUCCUAUGUGUUAAAUUAUGAGACUGUAAUUGUACAUCAUUGUUGUACUCACCUUAUUGAAAAUAUAGUUGUAUUACUAAGCCA
This is a messenger RNA of Pelodiscus sinensis (Chinese soft-shelled turtle), 3027 nucleotides long. RefSeq names its product haloacid dehalogenase like hydrolase domain containing 2 (gene HDHD2). Gene Ontology annotation, cellular component: cytoplasm. The record is from RefSeq and is a predicted model, not a curated record. Gene Ontology annotation, biological process: dephosphorylation. Gene Ontology annotation, molecular function: phosphatase activity. NCBI's taxonomy places the organism in Eukaryota, Metazoa, Chordata, Testudines, Trionychidae.